Molecule: messenger RNA, 1022 nt
Organism: Vollenhovia emeryi
Lineage: Eukaryota; Metazoa; Arthropoda; Insecta; Hymenoptera; Formicidae
Gene: Xport-A
Exons: 2
Coding region: 152-412 (86 amino acids)
Source: RefSeq, a predicted model, not a curated record
CCGUCGGUGCCAGUUGUUACAUGCGUCACGUCGCCGGGAUUUCACGCUCCGUAAAAGGCCGUAAAAAACGCAGACUACUUUGAAUUCGUACGCACGUUUACGGUCGUUGAGAAAGAUUCGACUCGUGUACCAUGAUGAUUGCUACGUAAUCAUGAGGAAACGAGGCAACGAGAAUAAAGCUAGUAAGAGUUGUCAGAAUGGAGGCAACGCAUUGGAGAACUCGGAUUCGGGAGGUCUGAGCGAUGACGAGAACCAAGGCUUCGGAAAUUGGCUUCGAUCCAGCACCGGUAUCGAAAUGAUGCGGCUCUUCGUGAUCGCGAAUUCGAUUUUGGUCUUCGUGACUAUGGGUUGGCCGAAUAUGAAAGAAUCCUUCUACAUCAUCAAAAACUAUCUCGCGGGAGAAGAGGAUUAAAUAAUUAAAUGAUCCCCAUCGAGAUGAUUGUUUAGAAGUAACGUUAUAAAUUUAGUUCGUUUUAAAUAAGCAUAGCACUAUUAUUCUCAAUUAUUACAGCUGUUAGAUAUAUCUGUCAAUGUUAGUUUUAUCUUUCGUAUCAUCGAUUAAUCUCGAGCAAUAUCAAUAUCUUAAAUUCGAUGUUAAUAUAAAAAUUAACACCAAAUCAAAUCGGCAUUGGAACUGAUAAUAGAUAAGUAGUAACGUUAGAAAUAGAAAUAGAACUUGUUAUCGAUUAUAUACUAUCUGUUGUUUUAGCAUAAGUUUAAAAAAAUAUUCAAUUCACUUGGAUAGUAAGUGCGUUUUAAGAUCAAUAAGAGGUGGAUAGAUAUUUAAAUCUAGAUAGAUCUACGAAGGUAAACGAGAAGUAAUCGUCUACUUUCAAAAGAUUUAGUAUUUUUGCAAAUGCCACGAAAUUGGUAAACAGAACUGUGACAGAACUUCCUUUUUGUGCGGCGUUUGAAAGUCAAAUGUGCAGAUCGUUUGUAUAAGAUAAAACUCUUCUCUAUAUUUUUCUUGCUAAAAGUUCCUCAACUCGAAGGAAUAAACUUCCAUAGAUUUAUAGAUCGUA